Kickxella alabastrina is the source of this 603-nucleotide messenger RNA. RefSeq lists its product as uncharacterized. The transcript is spliced from 2 exons. The record is from RefSeq and is a predicted model, not a curated record. Lineage: Eukaryota; Fungi; Kickxellomycota; Kickxellomycetes; Kickxellales; Kickxellaceae. Bases 194 to 589 code for a protein of 131 amino acids.
UUAAUCUCAAGCGCAGAUUUAAAAAAAGAAGCAAAAAGCAAAGAGCAGAGUCGUGCUUGUUCUUUAUUUUUCUUCCUCCGUCACAACAUAAAAAUUAAAUUAUAAAGCCGUUUUUUAAUUGAAUUUCGUUCUCUGCUCAGCAUUCGGCCGCUUCAUUUGCCAUUCAAAAAGCCACCAACCCCCUUUUUUAGCCAUGCUCCGCCGCUUUGCCUCUGCACACACCCGGGUUCUCUUCAACCACUGCCAGCACCAAGUGCUUCGGCCACAGCAAACCACCACCACCACCACCACACACGCCCAGCGGCUCUUCUCGUCCAACAGUCCCGCUAAUCUUGACAAGGAGAUCGAGACAAUCACAGAUCUAGCGACAACAGCCAAGGACGAGAUGGAGUACGCCGAGGAGUCGCGCAACUCCGUGUACUACAACGAGGACAAGAUGACUGCGCACGAGGCUGUGGAUGAAUUAACCUCAGCGUAUAAUGACUUGUUGGAGCGCAUUUCGGAUGCGGAUAAGAAUAUUAUGAGGGCCGGAUUGGAAUGCAUUCAGAGUGCUUAUGAGAUCAUGUCUUUGAACGAUCUUGAGGACUAGAAGGUGGGGGGAGA